Messenger RNA from Rhododendron vialii, 3463 nucleotides. RefSeq names its product ubiquitin carboxyl-terminal hydrolase 8-like. The coding region runs from base 216 to 3023 and encodes 935 amino acids. The record is from RefSeq and is a predicted model, not a curated record. Gene Ontology annotation, molecular function: cysteine-type deubiquitinase activity. Gene Ontology annotation, biological process: protein deubiquitination. The transcript is spliced from 13 exons. Lineage: Eukaryota; Viridiplantae; Streptophyta; Magnoliopsida; Ericales; Ericaceae.
AUCGCCACGAUAGAACCACUGAACCACCCUCCAUAUUCCCUUCCAAUCCAAUUAGAGCCCUAAAUAAUUCCAUAUCUUUCUCGUCAAAUCAAAAUUCAAAAAACUAAAACCACCUCUGGCUCUCUCUCUCUCUCUCUCAAUGAACCCACAGCUGUAAAAACUGAUCUCCUGAGGAGAGAGAAAGAUCAAUAUCAAGAUCAUCACCACCCUUCUGCAUGACCCUGAGCCGCCUCAUCGGGACCCUCCGCUUCUCUCUCUGCAACCUCGUCGCCUCCGUCUCCCUCCUCCUCCGCCCCCUCCUCUGCAAAACCCUAGAUUUCCUCUCAAUGGACCUCCUCUUCCCCCUCGACGCCGACGACGCCGACUUCGUCGACCGCUGGCCCCACCCUCCCUCCUCCUCCUCCACCGCCCCCGACUCCGACGCCCGCGACGAAGAACAACAACUCUACUUCGUUCCUCACAGGUGGUGGACCGAGGCAAGUGAGUGCUUGUUUGGGAACCUCGACAUGAGCGAGGAGGUGAAGGGUGUUUUGUAUGCGGUAGAGUCAUCGUCUGGUGGUGCUCCUUUGGAGCCAAUGGUGAUUUGGGGAUACCAUCCGAAGGCGGAAAUCGUUCUUAAUAUGAAGAGAGUACAUGGUUCACCGAAUGAAUUGAGUUGGGACGGUACCGAAGGAGGUGAUUACGCAUUGAUUGCGGAAUGGAUGUUCUUGCGGGCUUUUAAAUGGCAUAGCGAAAUGAAGGAAGGGGAAGGCUUUUUAGCUGGAGAAGAGAACCUUCGCGAUCUGUUCUCUUUACAAAUCAAGCUUUCUGUUUCACUCGAAACAAAUUCAUUGGUUGUAAAAAUUAGUUGGAAGGACAAUGAAAGUGUAGCUUUCACUAGAGCCUGUGAUAUUUUUUGUAUAGAGUCUGGGAUGCUGAGCAUUUGGGAUUUCUCAGGGAAGAUAAAUCAGUUUUCCGCAAUUGGCAGAACUUUGUUAUCUGAUAAUUUAGAGCAACCAGACGGAGAGAUUCAUCUGGAGUUGAAAGUCUACGGGUCGUCUUGUAUGACGAAGACAAGAGAAGAAAGGAAAAAUGAAAUGGUUGUAGAACAGCCAAUGAUUGGAAGUUCCUUUAAUAAUAGGUCAAUUCAGAUGAAUGGGGGCACUGACCAUGUUAAGUCCGACUUUACACUUAACAGAGGUUCAGCUUUUGGUAGCACCUACAAGGAAGCUUGUAAUUUGGGCUUAACAGGGUUAUAUAAUCUGGGGAAUACUUGUUUCCUGAACAGUGCUAUCCAAUGCUUGGUGCAUACUCCAAAGCUUGUUGAUUAUUUUCUUGGAGACUACAGAAAGGAUAUAAAUAUUGGAAAUCCAUUGGGAAUGAAGGGUGAACUUGCUUUCCGAUUUGGAGAUUUGUUAAGGAAGCUAUGGGCUCCAGGAGCGGCACCAGUUUCCCCAGGAGUGUUCAAAUUGAAACUUGCUGGUUUUGCACCACAAUUCAGUGGCUAUAACCAGCAUGAUUCCCAAGAAUUUCUUGCCUUUUUGUUGGAUGGGCUCCAUGAAGAUCUCAAUCGUGUGAAAUGCAAGCCUUACAUAGAAGCAAAAGAUGUAGAAGGUCAUCCCGAUGAAGCAGUGGCAGAUGAACAUUGGCAGAAUCAUCUAGCUCGCAAUGACUCCAUCAUUGUUGAUUUGUUUCAAGGUCAAUACCGGUCAACAUUAGUUUGUCCAUUUUGCAAGAAGUUGUCCAUUACAUUUGAUCCAUUCAUGUACCUUUCGUUGCCACUGCCUUCAACAACAAUGCGCACAAUAACACUGACAGUCGUGCACACUGACGGGACUGCUUUGCCAUUUCCUGUCACUGUAACGGUACCAAAGGAUGGAAGGUGUAAGGAUCUUGUGCAGGCCUUAAGCACUGCAUGCUGUUUGAGAGAAGAUGAAACUUUCUUGGUAGCUGAGAUAUUCAACAAUCGCAUACUCCAAACUUUGGAUGAGGCAUCCGGGUCGAUAGAUCUUCUUCGAGAUAAUGAUAGACUUGUUGCAUAUAGACUGCCAAAAGACAAUGAGACAUCUCCUCUGGUUGUAUUCAUGCAUGAACAGAGUUGUCGCGGUCAAGCAUUUUCAUCGACGGAGAAGUUUGGUAUUCCUCUUGUGGCAAGGAUAUGUAGUAUUUCUAGAGGAUCCGAAAUACGUGAAGAGUUCCUCAAAUUACUCAAUCCGUUUUUUAUUGGGGCUGGAGAUUCUUUGAAUGAUGAGGAUGAUGAUGAUGAAAUAAUUGCUAAUGAAGUUUUCGAGAUGGAGGAUGUUACUGGCUCGAGAUUAUCUGACGGAGAUGAAAAGUCAGACAGUGCACCUGGGGAUGACUCGAAUUUGAAUCCUGACUUCGAAUUUUAUUUGAUGGAAGAGAGGACACUAUUGCGUAAAUGUUCUAAGAUACAGAUGACUGAGCCAACAUCAAUGAAAGGAUUAACCGGGAAGAUUAACGUGCUUGUUUCUUGGUCAGAUAGAAUGACUAAGUUAUACGAUACUUGUGUUCUAAGCUCUUUGCCUCAGGUUUGCAAACCUCGAUUACCUACGAAGCAACCUCGAGAAUCUGUUUCACUUUAUAAAUGCCUUGAAGCAUUCUUGAAGGAGGAGCCUCUAGGGCCAGAAGACAUGUGGUACUGCCCCAAUUGCAAGACGCAUCGACAGGCUAACAAGAAGUUAGAUCUUUGGCGACUGCCCAAGAUUUUAAUUAUUCAUUUAAAGAGGUUUUCAUACAACCAUUUUUUCAAGAACAAGCUGGACACAUUUGUUGACUUCCCGAUUGACAAUUUUGAUCUCUCAACUUGCAUUGUUCAUAAUAGCCAGCAGUCCCAUCAUUACAAGCUGUAUGCAGUUAGUAAUCACUAUGGUGGCUUGGGCGGUGGUCACUAUACUGCAUUUGUCCAACAUGGUCGUGAUCAGUGGUAUGAGUUUGAUGACAGUCAUGUCUCCCCUAUUGGUGAGCACCAGAUAAAGUCAUCAGCUGCCUACGUUCUUUUUUACCGGAGGAUAGCAGAUGUUUGAUAUUAUGUGGACGUACAGUGAGAUUAUUUUUGAGACUUCUGGUGAAGAGAGAAACUUCAAUUUCUUUAUGAAAUUCUCAUUUGUUUGUCUCUGAAAGCACCGGGGAACCUGGAAAGCUGCAUCUUUUUGCAUGGGUUCCGAAUUAGAGAAGAAUGUAAAUACACAGGUAAUAGAAUGGUGAAAUUCGUAUGUACAUACGCCUCAGGAUAGCAGAUUCUUACAAAGGGCGUGUCCUUUGUGUUACUUGGUACAUUCGUGCUGCCACCCCAAAAGGAAAAAGAUGUUUUGUAAUGUUAGUUUUUUUUGAGCGAGAAUACAAUGAAAUGCAUUUGCAUUUACAUUUCUUCCUUUUUGCUGAAUAUAUGUGGGAAUACAAUGAUAGCAAAUUCUCCCUUUUUGCUGAAUAUAUGUGGAAUACAUGGAUAUGUCUUUUGGGUAUA